CCGAUUCAGAUUAAAGAGAAAACGCUUCAGGGCUCGGGCGUCAUGUACCUAAAAACAUGGAAAUAGAAAUAUAGUUUCCCCUUCCGUCUUAUUCUCGUCCGAUGUUAAAUCUUUCCAUUAUUAUUAUUAUUUUCUGAGCCGACCAGAUCGUAGAUGUGUAAUCCAAGCCACCCACCACAGAGAGAAAGAAACGUCAGGAACAUUGGAGAAGAAGAAGAAGAAGCAUUUCAUCGAAAACCACAAAAUCUAACUCUCUGAUGAGUCCUCCUCGUCGCCCCUGCAUUCAACCAUGGACAAUUACUCGAGAACGAGCUCUCUAUCAUUGGGCGAGAAGCUGUGCGCGGCGUUUAUACCGUUUGUAGCGAUCAUAGAGGUGUUGGUUUUGGCCGUCACCGAUUGCUUCACUUACCGGCCUCGCCCUGUCAAACGUGCUCACGCUUUCGGAGACGUGACUCAGCUCGCCCGGGAAACUCGAUUUAGUGUUAAUGAGCUGGAGGCGUUGUAUGAGCUGUUUAAGAAGUUGAGUAGCUCGAUCAUCGAUGACGGGUUGAUUCACAAGGAAGAGCUUCAAUUAGCACUGUUCCAAACUCGCCAUGGCGAAAAUCUUUUCCUUGACCGGGUUUUUGAUCUGUUUGACGAGAAGAAAAAUGGUGUCAUUGAAUUCGAUGAGUUCAUUCACGCGCUCAAUGUGUUUCAUCCCUAUGCUCCUAUACAGGAGAAGAUUGAUUUUGCAUUUAGGCUGUAUGAUCUGAGACAUACUGGAUUCAUUGAGCGUGAAGAAGUUAAGCAAAUGGUGAUUGCUAUACUGAUGGAGUCUGACACGAUACUGUCAGAUGAUCUUCUGGAGUCUAUCAUUGAUAAGACAUUUGAUGACGCUGAUGCCGACAAGGAUGGGAGAAUCAAUAAACAAGAAUGGAAGGCUUUUGUGCUUCGACAUCCAGCCCUUCUGAAAAACAUGACUCUUCCUUAUUUGAAGGACAUCACCACAAUGUUUCCAAGUUUCAUUUUCAACACCGAAGUCGAAGACUGAAAAUUUGAAGCCCUUUUCCCUCGGAGGAUCAUUGAAAGAGCAUUAAUUCCAAAUCUUCAGCGUCUUGUGCAGCUACUUUGGACCGGCAGAAUCAACCAGUUGUCCUUUUGAAAUGACUUAUUGGCAGAUACAAUGCAGCAUUUCUGGAAACAGGAAACACCGUACCUGAGUUUAGGGAAGGCUACGAUGCUGCUGCUGUAUCACAAGAUUGUUUCGGUUCCUCUCUAUCAAUUCAAAGCAUUUGUUGUACAGUGAAACAGUAGUUAUUUUUGUAGUGAAUUUGAUGUAGGUGCGAUAUUUUAGAUUUUGUAGUGCUUCUUGUUGAUAGAUGCAUUAAAUUAAUGAAGUCGGGGGUAUAUGGUCUUACCAGGCAACAACGACUAACAUAUAUAUAAGGUUGAUCAUAGUAUGUGGUAUUUAUAUACGAUUAUUGAUUUGUUGGUAUUGA
Molecule: messenger RNA, 1478 nt
Organism: Rosa chinensis
Lineage: Eukaryota; Viridiplantae; Streptophyta; Magnoliopsida; Rosales; Rosaceae
Product: calcineurin B-like protein 10
Exons: 9
Coding region: 290-1030 (246 amino acids)
Biological process (GO): calcium-mediated signaling
Molecular function (GO): kinase binding; calcium ion binding
Source: RefSeq, a predicted model, not a curated record